CACAGACUGAAAUAGCCAAAGCUGGGCACACACACCAUGGAUACCAAGGGCUGUACAACUGUUUCUUCUUCAACACCAUGCCAAAGCUGCUCUAGGAUUACAAAUUUUAGGAUCAUCUCUUCUAACACCGGGUGCCAGCGUGGUGGUCUUGAAGCCAACAGCUGCCAACCAACUGGCCAUAUUCUCAGAACUCUCCAGUCCCAGGGCUGCCAACCCACUCCUUGCUUCCGUCCCAUGCCCAUCUGCUUAAUAAAUAACUUCAACGCCUGUCCCUCUCUGGAUGACUGUGGCUGGCAUGGUGAAGGCAUCAACAGUAAUGAGAAAGAGACCAUGCAAACCUUGAACGACCGCCUUGCUAACUACCUGGAAAAGGUGCGAAUGCUGGAACGAGAGAACACUGAACUGGAGAGUAAAAUCCAGGAAGAGUGUAACAAAGAGCUCCCAGUCAUAUGUCCUGAUUACCUGUCCUACUACGCCACCAUUGAGGAGCUUCAGCAGAAGAUCUUAUGUACCAAGGCUGAAAAUUCCAGACUGGUCUCACAAAUUGACAACACCAAACUGGCUGCUGAUGACUUGAGAGCCAAGUAUGAAGCUGAGGUGUCCCUACGCCAGCUGGUGGAGGCAGAUGCCAACGGCCUACAACAGAUCCUGAAUGCACUGACCCUGGGCAGAGCUGACCUAGAGGCACGAGUCCAGUCUCUGAAGGAGGAGCUGCUUUGCCUCAAAAACAAUCAUGAAGAGGAAAUCAAUUCCUUACAGAGUCAGCUUGGGGACAGACUCAACAUUGAAGUGACUGCUGCCCCUUCUGCUGACCUAAAUCAGAUUCUACAAAAAAUGAGAUGUCAAUAUGAGUCCAUCGUGGAGACAAACCGCAGAGAUGUGGAACAAUGGUUCAACACGCAGAUGGAGUUGCUGAAUCAGCAGGUGGUGACCAGCUCUCAGCAGCAGCAGUGCUGCCAGAAGGAGAUCAUUGAACUGAGACGAACUGUGAAUGCUUUGGAGGUUGAACGACAGGCCCAGCACCGAACGAGAGACUCCCAGGAAUGCAUCCUGGCCGAGACGGAGGCCCGCUACACAGCCCUGCUGGCCCAGAUCCAGUGUCUGAUCGAUAACCUGGAGGCCCAGCUGGCAGAGAUCCGAUGUGCCCUGGAAAGGCAGAACCAAGAAUAUGAGAUUCUGCUGGACAUCAAGUCCAGGCUGGAGUGUGAGAUUGCUACAUACCGCAGCCUUCUAGAGAGCUCAGAUGGCGAGUGUCCCUGUAACCCGUGUGCCACCAAAUGGGAGCCUUCCACUUGCACAUCCAGUAAGGCCAGAGCCAUGGAAUGCACAGCCCCAGUUUACACAUCAUCCUCAGCUCCCCGUGGGAUACCCGAGCCCUGCAGUACCUGUAGAGCCCUCUCCCGACUCCUGGUUAAAAUCCGUACCAUCACCAAGGAGAUUAAGGAUGGCAAAGUCAUUUCUUCUCACGAGCACGUGCAGCCUUGCUUCAUCAUCAGAGCUGCCAAAGCCUAACAUCCCAAGGUGAUGAAAAUGACCCUCAUUCAUGAAAAAGAGGCCAAUUCUUGCUCCUGCCAGAAAGGUUUAAGAACUCCCCAGUCCUUUCAGGUACUUAGUUUCUUACUACUACAGCGGGUCCCCACAGAUAGAAAGAAUAUCUUUUAUUCUGCUCCUUUCCCAAGUCUCUGCUGCCAAC
This is a messenger RNA of Pteropus alecto (black flying fox), 1693 nucleotides long. It is a transcript of the gene KRT39, whose product is annotated as keratin 39. The coding region runs from base 37 to 1512 and encodes 491 amino acids. Gene Ontology annotation, molecular function: structural molecule activity. The record is from RefSeq and is a predicted model, not a curated record. Lineage: Eukaryota; Metazoa; Chordata; Mammalia; Chiroptera; Pteropodidae. The transcript has 7 exons.